Molecule: messenger RNA, 5179 nt
Organism: Phaeodactylum tricornutum CCAP 1055/1
Lineage: Eukaryota; Bacillariophyta; Bacillariophyceae; Surirellales; Neidiaceae
Exons: 1
Coding region: 1-5070 (1689 amino acids)
Biological process (GO): post-transcriptional tethering of RNA polymerase II gene DNA at nuclear periphery; RNA export from nucleus; protein import into nucleus
Cellular component (GO): nuclear pore; nuclear pore cytoplasmic filaments
Molecular function (GO): structural constituent of nuclear pore
Source: RefSeq, a predicted model, not a curated record
AUGUUUGGACAACAGCCCAACACUCCGUUCGGCGGAGGAGGUUUUGGACAACAGAACCCAACAUCCGGUUUUGGAGCGCCAGCUCCAGCCACCGGGGGUCUGUUCGGUAGUCCAGCGGGGGCUCCAGCGUUUGGACAAGCUCCUGCUCCAGCGUUCGGACAGGCUCCUGCCCCAGCAUUUGGUGCCCCUUCGGCUCCAGCGUUUGGACAAGCUCCUGCUCCCGCCUUUGGUUCCCCUGCACCCGCAUUUGGAGGUGGAGGGUUUGGACAAACUCCUGCCGCCCCCACUGGAGGACUCUUUGGACAACCGUCUCCCGCACCAGCCUUUGGGGGCGGUUUUGGACAACCCGCUCCCGCACCGGCACCCACCUAUGGUGGUAUGUUUGGACAACCCGCUCCCACUCCCGCGCCUGGACUCUUCGGAGCUCCAGCUCCACAAACCAAUACUUCACCUUUUGGCGGAAAUCCGGGUGGUUCCGCUUUCGGGGCUCCGGCGCCUUCGGGCUUUGGUGCACCCACAUCCUCGCCCUUUGGUUCCACGGGGACUACUGGUGCCUUUGGAGCAAACACUACCAGUUCGUUUGGCGCACCCGCACCUGCCGCUGGUGGCUUAUUUGGACAACCCGCACCGGCUCCAGCCUUUGGCGGUGGUACGUUUGGAUCGCCGGCUCCCGCUCCCGGCGCCUUUGGCGCACCACCAGCCUCGGGUGGGCUGUUUGGACAACCCGCACCGGCACCCGCAGCCGGCGGCUUGUUCGGAUCCCCCAGUCCCAGCGCUCCCGGAGCAGAGGGAACCCGGGCGGUCCCUUAUCAAGCAACGAAUCGACAAGAUGGCACCGCCACCAUUACUCUACGUUCUAUUACGGCCAUGCCACAGUACGAGAACAAGUCGUUUGAUGAAUUACGCAUGGAAGACUUUUCGCAAGGCAAUCGCGGAUCUACUGUGACUCCAUCCACGAGUAACGCUUUUAGUGGAGGGUUCGGAGCACCGGCUCCCGCACCUAGUGGCGGUUUGUUUGGCGCCCCCGCACCAGCUCCCUUUGGCGCUCCCGCACCAGCUCCCUUUGGCGCUCCCGCACCAGCUCCCUUUGGCGCUCCCGCGCCGGCGGGAGGAUUGUUUGGCAGUCCUUCUCCAGCACCGGCUCCGUUCGGGGCGCAGUCGAGUAGCUUAUUUGGCAGCAACCCUGCACCAGCGCCCUUUGGUGCACCGGCUCCGUCGAGUGGUCUAUUCGGCUCCAAUCCAGCACCUGCCCCGUUUGGAGCCCCCGCUCCUUCCGGGGGUCUCUUCGGGUCUUCCCCCGCACCGGCACCUUUUGGUGCUCCAGCCGGCGGCGGGCUCUUUGGUAGCAAUCCAACGCCCGCGCCCUUUGGAGCUCCGGCACCCAGUGGCGGUCUGUUUGGUGCCACCCCGGCGCCCUUCGGAGCUCCGGCUGGCGGUAGUCUGUUUGGAUCCAAUACAGCUCCGGCACCGGGAGGCUUUGGCUUUGGAUCACCAGCCCCAGCGCCCGGUGGUAGUCUCUUUGGAGCACCAGCUCCCGCACCGGGAGGCUUCGGGUAUGGAGCGCCGGCUCCGUUUGGUGCUCCCACACCGGGUUUGUUUGGAGCCCCCGCGCAAGCUCCGCCGCCUGCCGCUUUGCCGCAAAACGCUGCUAUUAUACCACCUGUUGUCAAUGAAGUCAUGGAACAGCAAUUGCGGGCAAUUGAAAAUAAGCAGGCCGAACUUCAGAAGAGUGAAGCCUGGAAGGGUAGCGCAACGAAAGAUCCAGUCACGACACCUACGAGUUUGUCUGAAGCGGACGGACUCUUUGCGUCGCGCUACUCGGCUUCGCCUUAUGUUACGACGACCCCUCGAUCAGCCGUCAAGAUUCGACCCCGUGGAUUUCCCAGAAGUGAACCGAGCAAGUCGACAGCCCUUUCGCUCAGCGCUGUUGGGCGCGACAAUAGCGGUCUCUUGUCACCCGAGUCUCACUUGCGUUCAUCCGUUAUGAGUUUGCAUAUCAAGCCAGAGAGUAUGAAUCGCAAAUCCAGUUUCCGUUUACAGAUCAACAAGCCCUCAGCCUCUUCACCGGUGCCGACGCCAUCUGAUCCAAAACCGCAACAACCUUCGUUCCUUUCUCCGACCUUUGCUGAGACUCUCACGUCGCCUCCACCUGAUGUCUCUCCAACUACCGGGGCCUCUCUGGUGCAUGAGUCGCCCCAGCCUUUUACAACUCCAAAUGCAUCCGCAACCCCCAAGAGCCCUGCCUAUGAGUUGUACCAACAAGUUAUCGGCAGUGGAGAGGCGUCCAGCAAGCCUCAAAGUCAGGUGAAGAAGCCUACCCGUACCUCGGUACCCACACUAACGCGAAAGGGAUAUAUCAUAUCGCCGACUUUGGAGGAAUUGGAAAAGACUGAGGACGCCGAUCUGGCUGCCGUUAGUGACUUUAGUGUCAAGCGCCCGGGAUUUGGAAUGGUGGAAUGGGAAGGCGACGUGGAUGUACGGGGGGCAGACCUGGAUCGGAUAAUCACCAUUGAUCAAGCAGAUGUAUCGGUAUAUCAUGCCGAUGAAGCCGAAGGUAGCAAGCCCAAGGUGGGCUCCAAAUUGAACCGUCCCGCUAUUAUUACUUUCUACAAUAUUUUUCCGAAAAACGGUGGGGCCAAUGCAUCCAAAGAAGAAAAAGAAAAGCACGCGAAGAAAGUACAGCGCAGUACUGCCAAGAUAGGCGCCGAGUUUAUGUCCUAUGAUCGCAACAAUGGUGUCUGGAAAAUCCGAGUUCUCCAUUUCAGUCGCUACGGUUUGGAUGACGACUCAGACACCGAAAACGAAGUGCCCCUGCCGGAGCAAAACAGCGUGCAGUUUCAACAACAGACACCUCCAAACGCUCAAUCUCUCCUGCGUCGAAAUCCCACACCAUACAAACCGAGUCGAAUUCAAUUCGACGAAAUGGAAGUUUCCGAAAGCGCUGAUGACAGUGAUGUAGUUUGCGUCCAGGACAUUCAAAUGACGGACUCGGAAAAAAUCGCCUUGGUUCAAAAACGCGCUGAUGAAGCGGCUAAGGAAGUCUUUCACAUUGUACCACAACAAGAUCCUGACUAUGAGGUGCAACAUCCACUACGGCCCGCGAAGAUCACAACGUUUGAGAAUGUCGGCGAUUGCGAUUCCGAGGAGGAAUCUGACUAUGUGGUACCACCCGAUGGCGAAGACUGGCAUGCAGCUCGAUUGGCAUCAAGCUUCUGCAGAGGUAUUGCAAUUGAAUCAGGCAUGCAUUCUUCCUCUACUGAUAUGGGCCUGCGUAUGGGGCGAGUCUUUCGACCUUGUUGGCUUCCUAACGGUUCGCUUCUGAAGUUAAAGCCAAGCAGUUUCAAUCGGUCGCCUACACUUACCUCUUUGCGUCCUGUCCUUUCUGACUCAUAUAUUUCUCAACUCACUAGUGAACACCUUCUGGAAAUUCACCGUUCAGAGUCAGUAGCACUCGAAUCGCAAGACGGCUGUCCCUUGUUCAGCCUCCCACGAGCUCUUCAGAACAAAGGCUCUUUGAUGUCUCAUAAAGCGUUGUAUGAAACCGUCACCAAAUUCCGCUCUGUCCGCAACGAAAAUAAUGAAGUCCAGUCAGCUUUUGACCUGAUAGCGCGUUUGAUGGACAGUGAAUCUUUUCCUCCCACAGAAUCAGUAGAUGGUGUUCGCUAUAUUGCAAACUCAAUAUCCUUCGACUCUCGAAAGAACACUGCCGUGCUCGCUUGGCUUGUUGACGUUUGCGCGCCAUCUGUUGACUCUGAGAUUGCUGAAGCAAAGCUUCGAAAUUUCAAUAUUCUUGCUAUAUUUGCGGCUUUGGCUGGUGGAGAUGUCGACAAAGCCUGCAUUGUAGCAAUCAGCUCUGGUCUCAACAAUCUCGCUGCGAUUCUCGCAAGUGGUUCGGAGGGCAGGAAGGAUGUACUUUUGAGUGUGAGUAAGCUUGCCGAGAGCAAUCAUGCGUCAUCAGUGCCAGCGGAAUUGAUUCGCUUAAUGAAAGAAUCUGGGGGAGAUGUUCACUCAGAGUGCACUUUGUACAAACAAGGCUCUAGUUCUCUCGACUGGAAACGCCGUCUUGCUCUUCGCCUCUUGCAAGAUAGCGAUAAAAGCCUCGUGCAACUGUUGUGUCAAUACGAAAACGAUAUUUCGUCUAACCACGCACCACCACCAAAUCUUCCCCAUUCACAACAAACAGACAUGAGAAGCCUCACUUUCCAGCUUCUUAAGUCAUAUUCGGUUCCACAGUCCAUGGAAGUUUCUGAUGUAGUACAUCCUCUUGGGUUCUCUUCAAUGAGCCACGAUUUUUCACUGGUCUUUCAUCUGACAGCCUUGAUUUGUGCGACGGGCGCUACGAAAAACGAUUCAUUCAAAACUGAAUAUAUCCUAAACAGUUUUGAAGCCCAGCUGAUACAAGCUGGGCGCUGGGAUCUGGCUGUGAUCGUUUGCUUGUCGGCGAUAGGUGAAAUGUCUGAAACCUUGCAUCAUUGGAAAGCUCACCGCGCAAAAAGUCUGAUUUGUCGAUUUUCAUCGGACAAUGAUGGUAAGCGUCUUUUUCUCGAGGAGACUGGAAUCCCUCGCCGGUGGUUUGAAGAAGCCCUCGCCUACCGAGCUCUAUACCGAGAGGACGCCUUCGGCUUUGUUGUGCACGGAUUGGAAUGCGAUCUCAAAUCUGCGCAAGAUGUGCUUGAAGGUUGUUGGUUGCCCAACCUAUUUUUCUUGAGCUUGAAGGACAUCCGUACGUUAAUGGAGCGAAUCGGUAUGGCUUUUUCUCCCAAUUCCCUUUCGGCUGCAAUGCACCGCUUCUUUGACUUGAAUGACGGGGUAAAUCUACUCAUUGGGAAAAGUCAGGACGAAAUAGAGAGCAUUGUGCCGUCUUUGAUCGAGUCGUGCCAGGGUAUUGAACGUACGCUUGUCUCUACAAAACAGCAUGGUCUAGAGUCUAAUCGUACCACAAGCUUGCUAAUGCGAGAAAAUUCGAUACCGCUUCAGUCGAUGAUUUCUGAAGCUUUGGAGCAUCUCAGUUUUCUACGUCUCCAGUUGAGAGCUAUCGGGGAAGCCAGGCUGACCUCGAAGUCGACGUAAAUCCGAGGCUGGAGCCAAAGAAAGAUGCGCAAUGCGCAAGGAAUAGCACAUAGUUACAAUCAGUCAGACAUCGCAUUAUGCGGAAAUUCUCUUAAAGACCUAUCUCAUC